Molecule: messenger RNA, 1584 nt
Organism: Aureobasidium musti
Lineage: Eukaryota; Fungi; Ascomycota; Dothideomycetes; Dothideales; Saccotheciaceae
Source: the annotation of a GenBank genome assembly
AUGUCAAUGGCCGCCUACAAGACGUCGCAAUACCACCAUGAUUCAGACCCCGAAGACGACUAUCUGCACCCGACAUAUCACUCGCCAACUCUUCCGCGCUCUACCCUCAGCCUGCACGACGACCAUACAGACGACGACGACAUGACGACCAGUGCUGAGCACACGCCCACCACCUUCAGCCACUCGUUAUCGCAUUCUCUCAACCCGAGUCCGACAGGCCUGAUUACCCAAUGGACUGCUGAGCAGGUCGCCGACUGGGUCGCUUCUUUGGGUCUCACUCAGUAUGCAGACGCCUUUGUUGACGAGGCCAUUACCGGUCUGGCUCUUGUCGAAAUGCAACACCACGACUUCAAGGAGAUGGGAAUCACGAGUGUUGGUCAUCGUUUGUCGCUGCUCAGAGGUGUAUACGACAUCAAAAUCAAGCAGAACAUCCCUCUGGACCCGGAUCACUACGUGCCUUUGUGUCAGUCACAGCCCAUCUUGAACCCCCAUAACAAGACUAACAACCAUCCGCAGNCUGCUGGAGACCAAGCUCUGGAUAUGACGGCUACACAGGACGAUAUCGCCCGCAUCAUUGAGUCGAUCCGUCUACGCGACUCACGCAUUCUGUCGGCCGAGAUUGAGCUCCGAACUUUGCGUGACCAAUUCGAGCGUAUCUCAGAAGAGAACAGAAAGUUGCGCGAAGACACUCUACCUGUCAUUCGUAUGGUCAAGGAUCGUUCCCAACUACCUCCCACUCCAGCAGACGGACUCGGCACCCCUCCAGCAGACAUCAAACCUGAAAAGAUCACCAGUGGCUUGUCCCGCAAGUUCUCAACCAAAAAGCUUUUCCUUGGAGGUGCUCCCAAGAACCCUUCGCCUACCAUUCAUGAAUCGUCCACUCUUGAUCCAUCUGCUGCUGCAAUGGCUGCUACAUCUCACCUGAACCCUUCGCAUCCUCAAAACUCGCCCAACCAACUUUCACAACCCUCUCCUACAUCUCCCGCAUACACUUCCUCGGCGCAAGCCAUGUCCGCAGGCAAUCGCUCCUUCCCACGCGAUGUUCCUCCAUCCGCUCGCCCUUCAUACAUCGAGGAUCCGCGUCUAUCGCAUGUAUCCCAUGCACCAUCUACAACAGCUCCAUCAAGCAGAAGACCAGCAGCAACUCCCGCACCUCCACAAGAAGAGCCACCAAACAGUGCCCCACUACCACGCUCUACUCGCGAGAAGGACAAUCCACAGGUUGAGAUUUUCAAAUCUUUCCGUGUGAGUAUCGAAGACCCGUGCCACAAAGUCUUGCCUGUAGCCCUGCAAAGGUACAACAUCAACGACGAUUGGCGUCAAUAUUCUCUUUAUAUCGUCUAUGGCGAUCAGGAACGCUGCCUUGGUUUGGAAGAAAAACCACUCAUGCUCUUCAAGCAACUCGAACGCGAAGGUGGUAAACCAAUGUUCAUGCUUCGCAAACACGCCGCUCCUCUUAACGAAGGCUGGUCCGCCAAUCGCACCGUCCCCGCGGCAGAGAUGCAAAACCCUGGUCCCAGCAGAGAAAGCGUGAGAAGAGAGAAUGCAGACAACGGCCGCGCGUUACCUGGAGGUGUGCUCUAG